Messenger RNA from Anisakis simplex (herring worm), 654 nucleotides. The record is from the annotation of a GenBank genome assembly. Lineage: Eukaryota; Metazoa; Nematoda; Chromadorea; Rhabditida; Anisakidae.
AUGAAUGGAAUUACUUCAGCACGAGUGUUCACGAGUCGUCCAGCUUUAUACUCACUGCGCGAGGAUGAUUUGGAUUACGAUGUGACGAACUGUUUUCACCGAUUGCUGGCAGUUUUCGCUGAAGCGUUGGCUGCCGUUCGAGUGAAAUACAACAUUGAACACCGCAAUAAUAAGGGACUCGCGAUGCUGGGAAUUCAAGAUUUCACAUUCACCAAUCUGUGGCAAAAUCAUGCGUUCAAUUUCGUCGAGGAGAUUGAUUAUCUCACCUUCCCAUCACCAAUGUCAACAGAUGUAGUGUACAUUGGAUCACACUGUCCCAUAGCUAAGCGCUUGCCUGACGAUCUACGAGAAUUCACUGAGGAUGCAAGUUCGAAAGGAACAAUUUAUAUCGCCUUUGGUACAGCUGUGCAAUGGCAUUCAGCACCUGAAUAUGUCACGAAUGCAUUCAGAUAUAUGAUUGAAAACUUGCGGGAUUAUAGGAUCCUUUUCGUUUAUAAUGGAAAUUCAUUCGGCGAACUCCCCGAGCAUGUAAACGUCCUUAAAUGGGCACCACAAUUUGAUGUAUUAUCGCAUAAUAAGACCAUACUGUUCAUAAGUCAUGGUGGACUGAAAAGCGUCAAAGAAGCGAUCUGCACAUCAACGCCAGUUGUUUAU